Messenger RNA from Trichechus manatus latirostris (Florida manatee), 1796 nucleotides. RefSeq names its product GTP binding protein 10 (gene GTPBP10). NCBI's taxonomy places the organism in Eukaryota, Metazoa, Chordata, Mammalia, Sirenia, Trichechidae. Bases 31 to 1032 code for a protein of 333 amino acids. The transcript is spliced from 9 exons. The record is from RefSeq and is a predicted model, not a curated record. Gene Ontology annotation, cellular component: mitochondrion. Gene Ontology annotation, molecular function: GTPase activity; GTP binding; magnesium ion binding.
UGCGGGAGGCAAGUGCGGCUCCGUGCCGUGAUGGUCCGCUGUAGUUGCGUGUUGUUCCGAAAGUAUGGAAAUUUCAUCGAUAACCUAAGACUCUUCACCAAGGGAGGAAGUGGUGGAAUGGGUUAUCCUCGAUUAGGUGGAGAAGGUGGAAAAGGUGGUGACGUGUGGGUUGUAGCUGAAAAAAAGAUGACUUUAAAACAACUUAAAGACAGAUAUCCUCAGAAACGAUUUGUGGCGGAAGGAGGAGCAAACAGUCGGGUUAGUGCACUGAAAGGCUGCAGAGGAAAAGACUGUGAUAUUCCUGUACCUGUGGGCAUUUCAGUAAUUGAUGAAAAUGGUAAAAUUAUAGGUGAGUACUCUUUGCUUCUAAGAUUCCCAAAUGCUGGGAAAUCCUCUUUGCUAAGUCAGGUUUCUCAUGCAAAGCCUGUGAUUGCGGAUUAUGCGUUUACAACAUUAAAGCCUGAACUUGGAAAGAUUAUGUACACUGAUUUCAAACAGAUAUCAGUCGCUGAUCUUCCAGGCUUAAUAGAAGGAGCACAUAUGAACAAAGGAAUGGGCCACAAAUUCCUGAAGCAUAUAGAAAGAACUAAACAACUACUUUUUGUUGUUGAUAUUUCUGGUUUUCAGCUUUCUUCCCAAACUCAAUACAGAACUGCCUUCGAAACCAUAAUACUGCUUACAAAAGAGUUGGAGUUGUACAAAGAGGAACUUCAAACAAAACCCGCACUUCUGGCAGUUAAUAAAAUGGAUUUGCCAAAUGCCCGAGAUAAAUUCCGUGAACUGAUGAACCAACUCCAGAAUCCUAAAGAUUUUCUGCACUUAUUUGAAAAAAACAUGAUUCCAGAGAGGACUAUGGAGUUCCAACAUAUUAUUCCAAUCUCUGCAAUUACUGGAGAAGGAAUUGAAGAAUUAAAGAACUGUAUAAGAAAAUCACUGGAUGAACAAACCAACAAGGAAAAUAAUGCAUACCAUGAGAAACAGUUGCUUAAUUUAAGAAUAUUCAAUACAGUAUCUUAUCAUGAGCCAUCAUGAAAUCAUGCUAUUACUUGUUCCUGAAUGGAUAUAAUUUAAAUCUAUUCAAAAUGUUAUGAAUUUGUUUGUGUUAAUUUAAAAGUUUUUCAUAGACAUGUAAGUAUUUUUUUAGCAUUAUUACUAAUCUUCUGAUAUAUGCACCAUCAUUUAAGAAUGAUACUUUUUAAGCUGUUUUAUUGUAGUUAAGGAAAUCAACAAUAAAAACAAAUGACAAUUUAUAAAUCUAUGGUCAAUCAUUAACUACCUUUAAUAAUAUCUUCUGGCAUUCCUUUAUACAUGAUAGCUCUGUUGAGAUCAUUUUAAAGAGUUAUAUAAAAAGAUUCUUAGAAUAUUAUUAGAAUCAGCAACUAGUAUGUUUUGUGUUUACUCUUUCAUGUUACCUGGUUGCUCUAAUGAUAUAAUAGUUCCGUUUUUUAAAAACCUCAAAACUCUAAACUUGAAUUUAUGUUCAGUGAUAACCAAGAUCACUGAUAAUAUUUAACAAAUCAGCAGACAGAUAAUUGUGAGUUGAGCUUUUAGAAGAGUUUCUUAAGUUCAACAGUAUUUUUUCCCCUGCAUUGGAAGAGACUUAUAUGUAUGCUUAUUUUCUUGGGUUCUAGUCUGCUUCAUGAUCCAACUUGGUAUUUAGUAAAGAGAGAAUAAAUAGGAAUUACAUUAUGAACAAUAUUAUCAGUUAGUGUAUUCUCUUUUUUCCCAAUUCUUUGAUGACGGCUUUAUUGAGAUAUAAUUCAGGUACUGUACAAUUCACCUAUUUAUUUAUUUAU